CCUUCUACCUGGCUAGCAAAAGAAGUCUCAGUAAUCCUCAAAUACCUACUGUGACAGUUUAAAGGUUUUAUAUUGGGCUAGCUAGUGUUUGUUGUCGGCGCAAUACUGUUUUAUUUGUGCCUAUAAGGAGUUAUAUCGCCAGAUUGCCGAACAAACUAACUUCACUUAUUAACCGGUAACAACCAUCGACAUUAAUAUAACAACACAGGGGCCAGUACAGUGAGCUUGCUAUCCCAGCUGUCUCGACAGCCGGACUGCCCUUUGUCUAUUCGAGCAAGGUAGCUAGCAGGCGUUAUUUCAUCUGUCAGCUAGCUAACGCAGGGUUUUUGCAGUUCUGUUUUAUUUUUAUUUUGCUAUAAAGAAGUUAAGGAAAUCAAGAUAGGCGGCUUGGGAACCAAGAUGUCAAAUCGAGUGGUGUGCAGAGAAGCAAGUCACGCCGGGAGCUGGUACUCCGCUUCGGGAUCCCAGCUGAAUGCACAACUAGAGGGAUGGCUGUCUCAAGCACAGUCCUCGAUCAGACCUGCCAGAGCCAUCAUAGCACCCCAUGCCGGGUAUACCUACUGUGGUGCUUGUGCAGCACAUGCCUACAAGCAGGUUGAUCCCACUGUUACUCGUAGGGUGUUCAUUCUGGGACCUUCACAUCACGUGCCCCUCUCCCGCUGUGCCCUGUCACCUGCAGACAUCUAUAGAACACCGCUCUAUGACCUGAGAAUUGACCAGAAGGUUUACGCUGACCUCUGGAAGACUGGGUUGUUUGAGAGGAUGAGUGUGCAGACAGAUGAAGAUGAGCACAGCAUUGAAAUGCACUUGCCUUAUACUGCAAAAGCCAUGGAGAGCCACAAAGAUGAGUUCAGUAUCGUUCCUGUGCUUGUGGGCGCUCUGAGUGAGUCUAAGGAGCAGGAAUAUGGGAAGCUGCUCAGCAAAUACCUGGCAGACCCUUCAAACCUCUUCAUAAUCUCCUCAGACUUCUGCCACUGGGGUCAGCGGUUUCGUUACACGUACUACGAUGAAUCUCAAGGAGAGAUCUACAGGUCUAUUGAGCACCUAGAUAAAAUGGGAAUGAGCAUUAUAGAGCAGCUGGAUCCGAUGUCAUUCACCAACUACUUGAAGAAGUACCGCAACACCAUCUGUGGACGCCACCCAAUCGGAGUGCUGCUAAAUGCCGUGGCCGAGCUUAGGAAGUCCGGAUUAGAAAUGAACUUUUCUUUCCUGAACUACGCCCAGUCGAGUCAGUGCAGGAACUGGCAGGACAGCUCUGUGAGUUACGCCGCUGGAGCGCUCGUCGUUCAUUGAGGUCAACUUCUGCAGGGGCCACCGCGACGCCGCCACCCUGCCAUUACUAUCUAUCGCCAUAACCCCCGACCCCACCAACCCCAGUCGUGCCCACAAUUCGCAGGAAGGAUUUUAGUCAUUCGAAGCCAAUAUGAUAGUUUUCCAUUCACUUAAGUUUUUGCAGAUUUCAGAUAACUCUGAAGAACAAAGGAGUCACUUUAACUGGACUUGGAUUUUUUUGUGGGAACGAGAAAUCUCACUUAGGUUUUUGCAGUUUGUCGCUUGUUGUUUUCCAAAAGCAUUAAAAGGAAGAUUUGAGUUGUUAUAAUGCAGCUGACCUUAUUAGAACUCAACCUCUCUCUUGUAAUUUUCCCCAGAAAAAAAGGAAUUAAAAUAAAAUUUACUAAUCUUCACGGAGAAGAUCCGGAUGUUGCCGGAUAAGUUUGAGUGAAACGAGUGUUUGACUGCUCGAUGCUGCUCACACCUUUACCAUCGCUAACAAAGGGCUGCACCCAACAAAGCUCACUAACUCCCUACUGUACAAAAACCAAAAACAAUAUAAGAUUGCUUUAUUAUUAUAACAUAUUUUAUUCUUAUUUUAGUCUUUUAGAAGUUUUUGAUAGAUGUAAUAGUAUUUACUAAACUGGUGUGUAGAUUUGGGUAACGGCUUUCUCUCCUCAGCUCAGAAGCUGUGUAACACCGAUUCUAGUCACAUGAUCCAAGCAGGAAAUAGAAUUUCUGUGGGCCAGAGUGCAUUGUGGGUACUACAGAGAUGUAAUACAAUCAGGUUUGUGUGUACGUCAUCGACUCCCGCCACCUUAAAUCUCUGUAAUAUCACCUCUGCCACUGGACGUUUAUGUUUUACUUCAUUUGUUACAGUUUUUGGUACAGUCUGAACAAGGUGACCAACAUCACUUUAAAUGACACGACCUAUAUUAGUUACGGCUUUUAUUUCUUGUUUUGGUUUUUGCUUUGACUGAGAAAAGCCAAAAAAUAAGAGAACAGGUAGAAAGGGCAAAUGUUCACAUUUAGAUUUUGAAAAUUCAUCUAAUAUUUUUUUAUUACUAUGAUACAGGAUUUAACAUCAACUGUAAUUGUGUAUUUGGGUUUAUCGGGUGAACUUAUUUAAUAGUCGAGCACAUAACCACAGGCUGAUGGUUACUAACAACGGCAGGAAGUUGCUGCUGCCCUAAACUCCUCUUUAUGAGCUAACUGGUUAAAGGUCCGAUCCAAUGGUUCUGAGUCACAAACUUGAAAAACUGACAAUGGCGGCGCAGUGAUUGCUGAUUUAGUCGAUCUCGCUAACUUUUCCCUCUGAAAGCAAAUAGUUCCCACAUGCAGGUGUCAGGUGAAGGCUGAAAGUCCGAUCUCCAGACUCCUGACCUCUGAAGUGAAUCUACAGGAAACUAGCAAAGCAUGACACACUGUGCUAUUGUGCCUUUUCUCGCUGUUGCACAUUUAUACAUAAAUAUAUAGAAAGCGUAUUCUCACUUCCAGUCUUACGUUUGUUCUUGAGUUUUGUGUACUUUUCCCUCUUUGCCAACAGCUCAACACACUGAGACCUGUCCACUCUAGUGUCGCCCUCCUUGUCCUCCCUCCUGCAGGGAGAAGCGUUUCUCUUCCUGUUCACAUCACUUCAUUCUUGUAGCAAGAGAUGAAGGCUUAAACCUCCACACUGUUCAUCUUUAGUUUACGUUUGUGGAUAUUUGGUCUUUUUAGAAGUUUUUUCUUUGUAUUUUGUUUCUCUUUUGUUUGAGAAAUGGAACGCAAGCAUCACAAACCUAAAGCAUACUGCUUAACUACUCCUGUAAUGGAGUUUUUCUGAUCUCAGGUUCCACUGACAAAGCAUCGCAAAAGGCUCUUCAGAAAAGGCAGAGGAUUCAUGUUACAAAAAAAGUAAAAAUGUACUGAAAAGCA
Molecule: messenger RNA, 3189 nt
Organism: Nothobranchius furzeri (turquoise killifish)
Lineage: Eukaryota; Metazoa; Chordata; Actinopteri; Cyprinodontiformes; Nothobranchiidae
Gene: memo1
Product: mediator of cell motility 1
Source: RefSeq, a predicted model, not a curated record